AUGAAGUCUACCUCCAUGAAGAGCUCCAUCUUUGUUGAUGCCGAUUCUGAGAAUAUCAACCCCGCUCGCUUCUCCUCAAAACGUAAGCGAACCGUUGAGGAUGACGAAGAUCAAAGUGUGUCCAAGCCCAUCAAAACAUCCCGCAUGGCUCUUUCCACCCGCAUCAACAUCUCCCCUCGUCUCUUGACCCCCUCGAAGAUCUCCUCGAUUACAACUCCCAAAUCAGCGCCCAUCCUCAAGCCCGCUGGUCGCUCCCCAUCACCCAAGUCGAGCAAGUCAGCCACUCGUCGUUCGCUUAUCGCCAAGCCCCGUUCAGAGCACCACAGUAAGCGCGGCGUUGCUCGUCCCUUCUCUCUUGCCUCUGUCCUCGCCCAUUCUACAACUCCCAAGCCUGCGCCUGCGCCCAAGGCCCCAGCGUCAUGGUGCUUUGAGAUUCACGAAGACACCGAGCAGGAGGAAAUGACCAACCUGAUGCAACACUCUACUACUGUCCUAGACAUCAGUGAUGAUGAGGGAAAGUCUGACCCACGCACCCGUGGAAAGGAGAACAUUCCCCCUCAUGAGCUGGGCGUUGAAGUCCCCCGGACUCGCCAGUCCGCUGCAACUAUUCCUGCCGCUCGCAAGUUGCCGAAGAUUGAUGAGCCCCGUGCUCCGUUGGGUGAGCUCAACGCUGCUGAAUACUAUGCCGAGGACUGCAAUGCGUUCUCGUAUACCGUCGUAUAUGAUAAAGAAGAGCACGCGCCCGAGUUUAAGAAGCCUUCUUCGCCCUUGUCACAAAGCCAGGAAGCCCAUGUAGCUACUCCCAUCGACUCAAUUUCGGAUGUUGUUGCCCUUGGGGCUGCUGAAACCCAGCACCAAAAUCACAAGGACUCAGUUGACAACACUAAAUCUGCUCUUUGA
Penicillium digitatum Pd1 is the source of this 900-nucleotide messenger RNA. RefSeq lists its product as uncharacterized. The record is from RefSeq and is a predicted model, not a curated record. Lineage: Eukaryota; Fungi; Ascomycota; Eurotiomycetes; Eurotiales; Aspergillaceae.